This is a messenger RNA of Mauremys mutica (yellowpond turtle), 708 nucleotides long. RefSeq names its product C-type lectin domain family 2 member D-like. The coding region runs from base 6 to 605 and encodes 199 amino acids. The record is from RefSeq and is a predicted model, not a curated record. Lineage: Eukaryota; Metazoa; Chordata; Testudines; Geoemydidae. The transcript has 5 exons.
AGACAAUGGGGCCAGCACCUGGGGCUGCUGAGAGCGAAGAGCCGCUGCAGGAGUUGCGUGUUGAUGGCAAUGGACACCUGGAGACUGUCGGGGAACCAGAACCUCAUCGUAACUGCAAGAAAAGUCAAACCGGUCCAGUUGUGGUUGCACUGAUAGUUCUAUCAUCUGCUUUGAUCGCUGCCGUCAUUGUUCUGGCAGUGCUGGCAUAUAAACCUUUAUCAGCUAAUCUGUGCUCCCCUGCUGGCCAUGCAUGCACAGAUGGCUGGAUGGGAUACCGAGGGAAAUGCUAUUAUUUCUCCGAGACUGAAGGGAACUGGACCUACAUAGAGAGACUCUGCUCCUCCUUUGGUGCCUCCCUGGCUGGGAUCGACAGUGAGCAGGAAUUGAUGUUCCUGCUGCGCCAUAAGGAUGCCCAUGACCACUGGAUCGGCCUCCGGAGGGAGCAGGGGCAGCCCUGGAAAUGGACCAACGGCACCGAAUUCAACCACCUGUUUGUGAUAAGAGGAGGCGGUGACUGCGCGUAUCUGAAUGACGAGAAAGGGGUCAGCAGCUCACGGUGCUACAUGGAAAGACGGUGGAUCUGUAGCAAACUGAGGUGUAUGUGAUGGGCAAAGGGACUGCACUAGAAGGGAGCUCAAAAUAAGUCUUCCAGAAAUGACACUGAUACAACUCACAUCUACUUGAAUGAGCCAUGUCCCCAUUUGUCAG